Mucor velutinosus is the source of this 9600-nucleotide messenger RNA. RefSeq lists its product as uncharacterized. Gene Ontology annotation, biological process: mitochondrion organization; late endosome to vacuole transport; protein targeting to vacuole. The transcript is spliced from 10 exons. NCBI's taxonomy places the organism in Eukaryota, Fungi, Mucoromycota, Mucoromycetes, Mucorales, Mucoraceae. The coding region runs from base 1 to 9600 and encodes 3199 amino acids. Gene Ontology annotation, cellular component: extrinsic component of membrane. The record is from RefSeq and is a predicted model, not a curated record.
AUGUUGGAGUCUGUUGUCUCCACGCUACUAAACAGAGUGUUGGGCGCGUAUGUCUCGAACUUGAAUUAUAGUCAACUCAAAGUAGGUAUUUGGUCAGGUGAGGUUACAUUGCGUGACCUAAAGCUUAGACGUGAAGCCUUGGACAAGUUUAAUUUACCUGUAGAUGUCCUCGAAGGUUAUCUGGGUGAACUCACAUUAACGAUCCCUUGGAACAACUUGAGAGGCAAACCUGUCGUCAUUCAUGUCAAAGAUGCUUAUGUGUUGGCAGUGCCCAGAAAUGAGUCCACUAUGACAGCUGAGGAAUUGGCGCAACGAGAUCAAGAUGCCAAAAUGAGAAAGCUGGAGAAUGCUGAAUUAAUGGUGGAUGCCAAUGAACAUGACGCUGCCGAGGACGCUAAAAACGACACGUUUGCCAACCAGUUGCUCACCAAAAUCUUGAACAAUUUACAAUUCUCCAUCACCAAUAUCCAUAUUCGAUACGAGGAUGAUAUCUCCACAGAUCAUCGAUUUGCUGCUGGUGUCACUUUGAGCGAAUUAUCAGCUAUUACUACGGAUGAGAAUUGGAUUGCAAACACCAUCAGUGAGACUGUAAACACGAUUCAUAAGCUGGCGACAUUGGAGUCACUUUCAGUGUAUUGGGAUACCAAUGCACCUACUCUAUCACAGCAUCAAGACUACACUGCAUUCCAAGAUUUGAUUGCCACCAAGCACUAUGUCCCUGAUGCACAUCAAUACGUACUGAAACCCGUGUCUGGCACAGGCAGAGUCAAGCUGUUCAAGAACUUUGGUGGAGAAACGCCCAAAAUUGACGCCAAUCUCUUGUUUGACGAGCUCUCUUUUGCUGUGGAUAACGAGCAGUACAGAGACACUAUAUUGAUGAUUGAUCUAUUCCACUCGUACCUCAAAAAGCAAAAAUACAAGAAAUUGCACCCUCCCAACGACAUGACGCCCAAAUCCAACCCCCUGGAUUAUUUCCGAUUUGCAGGCAAUGCAGUGUUAUCAGAGAUCCAUGAACGCAAUGAACGUUGGACUUGGAAGCGUAUCAAAAAGAGAAGCGAGGACCGUAAAUUAUACCUGGAGUGCUAUGUGCAACACAAGCUGGACAGAGCAUCACCAGAACAACUGGAGAAAUUGCAUGCGUUGGAACGAGAGUUGAGCUAUGAGGAUCUCAGAUUCUAUCGUAGUCUUGCCAAGCCUAAAUUACGUAGUGAAAAGGCACGUCUUGCAGCGAUUGAAAAGAGACGCAAAGAAGAAGCUGCUGCCAACAGGGCAAAGCAGGGCUGGGGCAUCAGUAAAUGGUGGUAUGGUACAGGUGGUAAUCCAAACAACAAUGCUGCUCAUGAUGAAGCGUUGAAUGAAGAUCUUGUUAUCACUGAAGAGCAGAAGCUCGAGUUUUAUGAUGUCAUUGACUACGAUGCUGAUAAAGCAGCUAUUGCUGCAUCCAUCGAUUUACCCAAAGAUACCAUGCUAUUGUCGUUGACGACAUCACUGAACAAGGGCUCUUUUACCGUGCGCAAAUAUCCUCAUGACAAGCCAUCCGAUCUCGUCUCGCUCAUCUUUGACAAUGUCAGUCUGGGCAUGAUCCAAUACGUUGAAUCCUUUACAGCUACUGCUGCUUUGGGUGACCUCUGCCUCUACGAUGGUAUCCGUGUGGACUCUCCUUAUUACAAGCUCAUGGGAGCCAAGGACAAGGACAAUGCAACAGACGAGGAAAAGCUCAAAAAGCGCAGAAAAUCGUCCUCAGCAGCUGAAAUACUGUCUCAAGCAACAAUCCAAGAUCCCUUCUUUACGGCCAAGUUCGAGCACAAACCACUGGAUAACCGAGCCGACAAUGCGGUUGCCCUGUUUAUGCGCAACAUUGAUAUUGUCUACAAUCCGCUUGUGAUUCAUGAGAUUGUGGAUUUCUUUAAGCCGCCUGAAACCAGUGCCGACAGUAUCAAUGCUUUGAUUGAAGUAGCGGGUGAUACGUUGGAAGACAUCAAGAACCAGACCAGAGCCAGUCUUGAGUUCGCCCUGGAUCAGCAUACCACCUUUGACUUGCAGAUUGAUAUGGAUGCGCCUGUCAUCAUUAUUCCUGAGGACUGCACGUCUAUUACAUCGCGUGGUAUCGUCAUGGAUGCUGGCCAUAUCAAUGUCGAAAGCAAAUUGGCACCUCCUGAUGCCUUGAACAUGUUGAAAUCCAAAGCAGCUGCCGACAUGACGAUUGACGACAAUAUGAAGCUGCGUGAGCUCAUGUACGACAAAUUUACGGUUCAGUUGACACAGACCAAAAUUCUGGUGGGCUCCAUUGAGACGUGUUUGGUGCAAGUGCGUACACCGCGCGAGGAACUGCGCUACCUCCAUCUGGUGGAUCGCAUUGAUAUGACGUUUUUGGCAGAGCUAUGCAUCAUUCGCAAGUCGGUUGAAAUGCCUCGAUUCAAGGUAUCCGGUCAUUUGCCUUUGCUCAAGGUCAACUUUUCAGACACCAAAUACCGUGGCAUCAUGCAACUCCCUCGCUUGAUUGACGCAUCCGGACUUUUGGGCGAUAAGAAGGCUGAUCAAGACGAUAUGCUGAUUGGCAGUGAUUAUGCCAGCAUGAACAAGAAGAACCAGGUGGAUCAACGAUGGUUCAAUCUGAUGAAUACGCCUCUGUGGAGCAAGAGUAAAGAUGAUGUGUUUGUGGAUACAGACAGUGAACACAGCAACGACGACAAGGAAGAAGAUGCGUCUCUUGCGGACACAGUCGAAACGGAAGCUACAGAGAUCACUGGUUCCAACAAGACAAGCAAGCGUACUGGCAGCAAAGACAUGGUCAAUAUGGAGGAGCGUAUGUUUGAAUUGAAUUUCAAGGUGGACCGUGUGCUGGCCAAUGUUUUAGAAGCAACACAGCACGACGACAAGACCGAUGUGCCAGAGACACUUUUAUGUGAGGUGGAUUUGCAAAACCUGGUACUGGGCUACAGUAUGCGCCCUAUGGAUAUGACGGUGCAUCUCACCUUGCAAUCACUGGAUGUCACAGACCGCAUGAAGCAUGGCAAUGAGUUCAAGUAUUUGGUGACAUCAGAUCAAUAUGCACUGCAGCCAGGCCAAAGCCAUGGUCAUGACGAGCAGCUCAAAAACUUGGUCAACGUGGAAUACGUGCGUUGCGACAAGACUAGCCCUGAGUAUGUAACCAAGUACAAGGGCAUUGAUCAGACGGUGCAAGUGACCCUGUCUACAUUGAAUUUUGUAGUUACAAGAAGCUCUGUUUUGCAGUUGCACAACUUUAUCUUGCACACAUUUGUGGAUGAAGAGGUAUCUAGCACAUCUACUGCUCCUACUCCUCGCAGACAGUCAGUCUCUACACCAACAGCAGCACCCUCUAUUGCACCUGUCGCCACUACCAAGGACAGCAGCAGCAUCUAUGUGCGUCUCUUGUUGGACAGUGUCAAUUUUGUCCUAAACAACGAUGGUGUUCGUCUAGCCACAGGUGAACUGUCAUUAGGUGACUUAUCUACUAUCAUUCUGGAUGGCCAGGUGAAUGUCGCUGCCAAGUUUGCCAACUUUACAUUGACAGACAACUUGACAUCCACCCACAACAGCCCACAGCAUUCCACCAGCAACCAAUUAUUGACCAUUCAAGGCGACGAGCUGAUUGAUUUGCGCUACAAUUCAUACGUCAAUGAUGGUCGCGAGGGCUAUCCUGGCUAUGAUCAUGCGCUGUACGUUCGUAUGGGCUCAGCGCAGUUUAACUUUUUGGAGCAGCCUAUCCAUCAAUUCAUGGACUACCUUAGUAAAUUUGCAGAGAUGAAGUCUACUUAUGACAUGGCGCGUCAAGCAGCACUCGAGUCAGCACAGCAAUUGGGCCAAGCAGCGACCAAGAUGCAUUUCGACGUGGUGAUUGAGACACCUGUUGUCCUGUUCCCCGAGAACCAUCAGCAUGCGUCUGAUGUGGUGGUGGCUCAUUUGGGUGAAAUCUGGGCUUCCAACUCGUUUGUGGAUGAAUCUGAUGGCUGUAUUAAUACCAUCCAGGCUGGCUUGCGUGCCAUCAAUUUGACCUCCAAGUUCAACAUUGCUCAACAACUGCAAACACUGCCAAUUGUUGAUGACAUUGAUUUGAAUUUGGAUAUCAAGAUUCCUCAAGAAACGAGCAAGACGCGUCCCCAUGUUGAUAUUUGUGGUAGUAUCGAGGACGUUACCAUGCGUUUGACAGAGAGACAGUACGUGUUCCUGAUGGAUGCGAUCAAUAUGUUUUCUCGCGUCUUUUCCAGUCCUGCUGCUGAAGAAGAGGAAAAUGCCGAGACAUCUGUACCUGAGAAAACUACUGACACGAUCAAGUCGAUCAAGGAGAGCUCUACUAGCAGCAACAAGAAGGCCAUUGAGAUGUUUACAGAGACCAAUAAAUCGCACGAUUUGCCUCGCAUUCAAAUUACCCUGGACGCCAAGACCAUUGGAUUGGAGAUCUACAAGAACAAUAACACGGAUACAGAGACCAAGCAUAUCCAGAAACCCGACAGUCUGGCUCGCAUUGCACUGAACAAUACGCACGUCAACUUCCACAUGUACAACGACGACUCCAUGGACGUUCAUUUGGUGGUUCAUGCGCUCACUGUGGAUGAUACACGACCUGGCAUCAACAGCAAGUUCAAGCAUAUUGUACCUGUGAUUGAAGACGGCCAUCAAUUUGAGCUUCAGUUGGACCUCAAGGAACCUGAUCCUGUGCGUUCUGGUAUUGUUGUCAUGACGGUAAAGGAUCCCAAGGUCAUCUUAUCACUGGAUCACGCCUUUUUGUUACGCGAUUUCUUUACACUGCCCUUUAAUGAAAAAGCAGAAGAGCACAGAAGUCCAUCCACCACCAACCAAGAUCAACAGCAGCAAGGCAUAGAAUUGUCGUAUUUGUUGACCAUUGUCAAUGCGGAAUUUAUCUUGCUGGCCAACCCCGAUCAUGCUGAUUCAGAGGCUGUGGUGCUCUCUACCAAAGAGCUGUUGAUCACGCAACAAGCAAAGACAGCACUCGUAGUCAAGCAGAUGGGCAUGUUCUUGUGCCGUAUGGAUAUGCGCAAAAAGUCGACACUGCGAUUCAUUCAGCCCUUUGACGUCAACCUGUCCAUGAAUGGCAACCCCAAGAACGAUCAAGGUGGCCUACUGACGGACCUUGUCAUGAAUAUUGACCCACUGGUACUACGUCUCUCUUACCGUGAUGCCAUGUUGGUGACAGACAUCUUCAACAAGGCGUACGAGCUCUACAGUGUCAGCAUGCACAAUGAUGACACCCAGCAAACCACAGCUGAAUACGCUCAAAGCCUAAUCUCGUCUGCCAAUCAACAAGAUGUGGAGCGUUUGAACGAAAUUGCACUGGCACAAGAGUCCUUGCGUAUCUCUUUUCACGGGGCUCAGAUUGUGCUCAUCGAAGAGCUGCAUGAAACGCCCAUGGUGGAUAUGAACUUGAAGCCAUUUAAUGUAGAGGUAGCCAAUUGGUCAAAGGCCCUGUCUGCUACAGUGGAAUUCCAGGCAUAUAUCAAUUAUUUCAACAUCAAAAACUCGCACUGGGAACCACUGAUGGAGCCAUGGAGCUUUAGAUUGGAACUGGCUCGCAAUGCCUCCACGAAAAAAGAUCCUCUUCACGUCAAACUGAUAUCCAAUUCCAUCCUGAAUGUCAAUAUCACGCAUACCUUUUUGGAGAGUGCCUACAAUACCAUGCAUUUGAUGGACAAGCAAAAGAAUACUAUCUAUAGUGGCGAACGAGGCAGAGUGGCACCCUACGAAUUGCGCAAUAGAACAGGCUACAAUAUCAUGGUCUGGAAUUCCACCAACUCCAAGGAAGGGCCUGUGAUCCAAGAGAUCAAGGACGGCAGUAACAAGCCAUGGUGGUUUGAAGACUGGAAGACGCGUCGAGAAACUACUUCUUUUGCUAGUAACAACUUGAACGUUCAGAUUGACGGUGCCAUGUGGGAGAGCUUGCGGGAUAUCCAGCUGGAUACAGAAGGAGAACACAUGCAUGCGCUUCGGCCCAUGAUCAAGAACGUCCAACAUCGCAUUGUGUUUGAUGUCAAACUGGUGGACAAUAUCAAGAUUGUCACGAUUCGUUCUUCACUGGUCGUUGAGAACAGAACACUGCUGUCCGUCGAUGUGGCCUCCAUUGAUCCCAGUGGUAAAAUGGACGGUGCUGUCAAGAAGGUGGCACCCGGAGAGGAUUAUGCAAUUCCUAUUGAAAAGGCGUAUACCAAUCGAUUCUGCAUUCGCCCGGAUGCUGGAUUUGGUUAUCGUUGGACUGAAAAGGCAUUCCACUGGAAGGACUUUGCAAGCCCUGCUAAACCUCAAAGCACAUUUAGCUGUCUAGCAGAAGACGCUGACAACAACAUGCCGCCAUUUAUCUUCCAGAUCAACGCUCGCUUGGACAAGAAGAGUAUCCUGUUUGGCCAAUAUCCAGUCAUGGGCAUCCGACUCAGCGCUCCCAUCGAAAUUGAAAACUUGCUGCCGUUUGACUUCAACUUUCGCAUUGUCGACAAGACCUCUGGACAGGACUUCAGUUCAUAUCUGCGUAAGGGAGGUGUUACGCCUAUCCACGUGAUUGAAAAUGGCCAUUUGGUGCUGUUGAACGUUGAAAUGCCUGACACAGAGUACAAACGCAGUGAAUACGCCAUCAUUAGCACCAAACGCACUGAUGAUUUGGACAUUGAUCAUUCAAUUGAGUUGGUGAACCGCAAGGACAAGAGCAAACUCAACAUUCGUAUCAAUACACUGGACAUUCCAGAUUCGGGUGGUGCUAAAAAGUACAGCAUCUUUAGUCCUUACAUCAUCAUCAAUAAGACUGGGCUACCCAUUAGUUUCAAAGAGAAGCCUGCCUGGGCUGAAGCUCUGUAUUCUGCCGGAGAGACGGUGACCAUGUGCAAGCCUGGACCCAAACCGGAGCCCUUUAUGUACUCGUACCCUCAUGUCGACAACCGCAACAGAACGUUGAUUCAGGUGGAUAAAUCAGACUGGAGUCAGCCUCUCAGUUUUGAAGCCAUUGGCAGUGUUUAUGAUGUGGCUUUACCUAACGCCGGUCGCUCUGAAGAGAUCCAUGUUGGUAUCAAUGUACAAGAGGGACAAGGCAAAUUCAAGUUGACAAAGACCAUCACCAUCACCCCUCGUUUCGUACUGAGCAAUCAAACAGACGAAAAUAUCCGCUACCGUGUACCUGAGACCAAGAACGACUACAUCCUGGAAGCAAACCAACGUAUCCCGCUGUACAAUAUCCGUGUUCAAAACGAAAAGCAAUUGACCAUCAAGUUGGAAGGGUACAGUAACUCUUGGUCUGCUCCAUUUAAUAUCCAAGAUAUCGGCGAUGUGCACAUUCGAUUGGCCAACGACUAUGGUAACCAGGACACACUGAUCAAGGUCUCUACACUCAUCCAAGACGCUACUAUUUUUAUUGUGUUGCGCAAGGAAGCCGAUAACAACUGGCCUUACCUUUUGGUCAACAAGACCAAUGAGGACAUGAUCUUUUACCAAGAGGAUCCUGUUGUCUUGCGUGAUGAUUACAGCGCUGCACCUGUUCGCAAUCCUCGCAUCAAGCGCUACCGACUGCUGGCCAAUUCCUCUGUUCCUUAUUCGUGGGAUUUACCUGCUUACAAGGACAAGAAGAUCAUCUUGAAUAUUAACGGAAGAGAGCGAAGUAUCAAUCUGCAAGAAAUUGGCAACAUGCUGCCAUUUAGACACACGACACGCGAAGGGACACCUACCAUCACUUCUAUUGAUGUCAAAAUUCGUGGCUCACGUCGUAUCUUGGAACUGAAGCCGUUCAGUCAAAGCGAGAGUCUAUUUAAGCCUGUGUCUCAUAGCAGCAGCCAGAGUAACUUGACACGCGUGGAUUCUUCUGUCUCGGUCUCUUCUGCAGACUCCAUUGCCAAGGAAGGGUUCGAAGCAGCUGAUAUGGACAUGUCUGUCAAUGCUGUGUUCCAAAUUCAACUCAAAGAAGUGGGCAUCUCCAUGAUCAAUAGACAACUGCACGAACUAGCGUACGCUACACUCAAGGGCAUUGAUUUGAAACUGACAGAUUCAGCCAUGUAUCAUUCCCUGCGAUGGAACAUUGAUUGGGUACAGAUUGAUAACCAAAUGUACGGCUCUGUGUUCCCAAUUCUACUGUAUCCCACCAACCUGACAGACAACGGCAAUCGCAAAGACAAUAAGAUACUGCCUACCGUCCAAAUGGCUUUGGAUCGUGUCAAGGACGACUCUCAUGGCGUCGUCUAUUUCAAGUACUUUUCCAUCUUGCUGCAAGAAAUGAGCAUCGAACUGGACGAGUCAUUUGUCUAUGCUGUCAUGGAUUUCGUUCAUAUUGAUGAUGGUGCCACGGCAGGUAACGACCCCACCAAUGAUGCCAAGCUAUGGGAGUACACAACGGACAUUCCAGAUGUCAAGCCGCACGACAGUAUUGCCCAAAUCUACUUUGAGGUAUUUAGUAUCCAGCCCAUUCGCUUCGACCUCUCCUUUUUACGAUCUGGUCAAGAAGACGACAAGAACAAGAUGCAGCAAACAAACACGCCUCUCAUGUAUCUGGUGAAUGCAUUGACCAUGGCUAUUGGCAACAUCAAUCAAGCACCUCUGCGGUUCAAUGCGUUGGCUAUCGAGAACAUUAUGGCCAGUGGUCCUGAUUUGGCCAACCGAAUCUCGAUUCAUUACAGCGAUCAAUUGGUCUAUCAAGUGCAUCGCAUUCUUGGCUCUGCAGAUUUCUUGGGCAAUCCUGUAGGUCUGUUCAAUAACCUGAGUUCUGGUGUCGCUGAAUUGUUCUAUGAGCCAUGGCAAGGGUUGAUCAUGAGUGACAGACCACAAGAUUUGGGUUAUGGUAUAGCAAAGGGAUUCGGUGGAUUUGUCAAAAAGAGUGUAUUUGGUGUAUCCGAUAGUUUUACCAAAUUUACUGGCAGUAUUGGUAAAGGCUUAUCUGCUGCUACCAUGGAUAGAGAAUAUCAAGAUAGACGCAGAAUGAACAUGGCGAGAAAUAGGCCUAAGCAUGCGCUGGUCGGUGUGGCUCAAGGUGCUACAUCCUUUGCUAAUAGUGUUACUAGCGGCUUCUCUGGCCUUGUGACUCGUCCUAUGGAAGGUGCUACAAAAGAUGGUGUUGGUGGAUUCUUCAAGGGCUUUGGUAAAGGCUUGGUCGGUGCAGUAACUAAACCAGUGGUCGGCGUGUUUGAUUUCACUAACAAUAUCACUGAAGGCAUCCGCAACACCGCUACGCCUACAGACACCAACAUGAUUGAACGUGUGCGCUAUCCUCGUUACAUUGGCACAGAUGGUUUACUGAAACCCUAUUCCUUACGAGAGGCUAUUGGACAACAUUGGCUCAAAGAUGUGGAUGGAGGCAAAUACAUGGAUGAUACGUACAUUGCUCAUUGCCAUGUCCAAAACGAUGAACGGGUAGCCAUGUUGACUACCACACGUGUCAUGCUGAUUCGUACGCGUAAAUUGUCUGUAGAAUGGCAAGAACCCUUUACAGAGAUUCAAACCAUCAAACGUGAACCUACGGGUAUCGCCAUUUAUCUCAGAAGUAUGAGCUGGGAGCCCUUCCUCAUCAUCUCGGAUAAACAUAGCAGAGAAGACUUUUUCAAAAAGAUUGAAGAGGCAGUAAUCAAGUACAACUCUACUCGUCGUCCAAAUCAAUAA